This is a messenger RNA of Cynoglossus semilaevis (tongue sole), 3464 nucleotides long. RefSeq names its product potassium channel tetramerization domain containing 7 (gene kctd7). Bases 260 to 1309 code for a protein of 349 amino acids. Gene Ontology annotation, cellular component: plasma membrane. The record is from RefSeq and is a predicted model, not a curated record. Gene Ontology annotation, molecular function: protein binding. The transcript has 5 exons. Lineage: Eukaryota; Metazoa; Chordata; Actinopteri; Pleuronectiformes; Cynoglossidae. Gene Ontology annotation, biological process: protein homooligomerization; positive regulation of transporter activity; membrane hyperpolarization.
GACAGAGAAGGGACAGCAGGCUCAGUGAAAACACUGACAUCACAGUCAAAACUGAAGUCAGCAGACCGGGGUUUCCAUACAUUUCUGCAAGACACAGAGUGAUGGAGAUUAUCUUUUACUUCCGCUGGUGUUGGGAGUGUCCCUAUAACCCCGCCUUCCAGUUGUGCAGCGCAUGAGCAUUGGUCUCUGUUGUUGUUGUGAGUCUCCGGUUGUGGCACCAGCCGUCCUCCUGUAAUUACAGAGCUGCUCUGUCGCUCGUAUGCAGCAGAAUGGCUCCAGCGGCUCUAACGGUCAUGAAGGCUGCAGCAGAAGCGGCAGCAGGGAGCGACAGUCUCCGUCACUCAGCCCGCUGCUGCCCUCCGCCACUACACGGGUGAGGCGCUUCAUUCAGGAGAGACGAACGCUGCCUCUACCCAGAGUGAUGGUGGUAUUCUCCGGCACCGGGAACAGCGAGAAACCGAGCGAUGCCAUGUCCAGCUCGGACUCUGCGGAGGACGACUUUCGGAAGCCGCCCGCUCCCUCGCCGAACCUGAGCCUCAGCAAGCCGCUGCGCCCAGCACCGAGCCCACAGGAGGAGCAGGAGUUUCCUGAGGUCAUCUCUCUGAACGUUGGCGGCAUGUACUUCACCACACGUCUGUCCACGCUGCGGCGAUACGAGGACACCAUGUUGGCCGCCAUGUUCAGCGGGCGACACUACAUCCCCCGUGAUCCGGAGGGACGCUACUUCAUUGAUCGGGAUGGAAAGUAUUUUGGGGACAUCCUGAACUUCCUCAGAGAGGGCGAACUUCCCCACAGGAACCGGGUGAGAGCGGUGCACAGGGAAGCUCAGUACUACUCCAUCGGCCCCCUGCUGGACAGCCUGGAGGACAUUCAACCGCUGACAGGAGAGAAAGUACGACAGGCCUUCCUGGAUCUGCUGCCCUAUUACAAAGACAAUCUGGAGCGCAUCGUAGAAAUUGCCAAACUGAGAGCCAUGCAGAAAAAGGCACGCUUCGCCAAACUUAAGAUCUGCGUUUACAAGGAAGAGAUGCCGAUCACACCAUACGAGCGUCCUCUCUUUAACUCUUUGAGAUUCGAACGCUCAGACAGCGAGGCCAAACUCUUUGAGCAUCACUGCGAGGUAGACGUUUCCUUCGGACCCUGGGAGGCAGUGGCCGAUGUGUACGACCUCCUGCACUGCAUCGUCAGUGACCUGGCCGAGCGUGGCAUCGCCGCCGAGCAGCAGUGCAUCGGUGUCUGUGACAAGCACCUUAUCAAUCAUUACUACUGCAAGAGGCCUAUCUAUGAGUUUAAGAUCACGUGGUGGUGAAGCUGCAGGCAGAAAUACAGGCGUCUCCCUUUUCUGUCCCUAACUCUGGUUUUUAUAUAAAAGUUGCCACUAUUUUUUACUAAUGACCCUAAAUUCUGACCCUUUAAAUCAUGAGCCGCUAUAUAUUCUCUUGGCCUAAAAUUUAAUUUAUUACAAAAGAAAAAAAUAGUUUUAUUAAGACCACCUAAAUGCAACCGAUAUGCUUUAUUACAAUUUUUCUUUUCCUGAUGAAGGACACAUCGAGACUGCGUUUCUGUAUUUUUAUUUAUUUGUUUAACAUACAUCCUAACUUUUUUUUAGGUGCACCAAAAUUCAGGCUCAUAACCGACACGUCAAACAUUUUAUUUGUUUGCAUUUUAAAGCGUUAAUCUGAAUUUCAACUAACAAAAUGAUCGACUUCCUGCUCACAUUUUUGUUUUCCUUCCGUCAGAACCUGGUUGGUCUCUGAUCGAACCACACGUGCAGAACGAAGGCACGUCUUCUGCUUUCAAUGUUUCUUUUUGAAUUAUGUUAGUGUGUGAAUGAGAUAAAUAUAUUAUUUCUUUCUAUAGGAGGAAAAUGCUCUCAGACUAUUUUCCCUCCUUCAUGUUGUGACUGUGCAGUAAUUCUCCAUUCACAUAUGCAUCACAGAUGAUUUUCUGACGACAAGAGCAGGGAUUUUAAGCCUGCUCUUCGAGUCUCAUUAGGCCCGUAAUAAGGGCUGGAUGACGUGUUCUGGUUCUGUAGACUACAGUGUGAAUAUGUGUGUCUAACACAGUGACCACUGGGUGUCGUUAUACAUUUUAGUGCAGUACCUAUGAAAAAAGCAACCGUACAAAGACUAAGAUAAUGCUGCUCAUUAAAAACGCACUUUGCUUGAAAGGGGACCAGUUCAUGUUGCAUUACACUUACAACAAUAUUUUGAGCGUGUUAAAAAAGCAAACAUGCCUUUAUGGUCUUACCACAUACUGUAGGUUGACUGAGCUCCAUUUGGAAGAAUGUCACAUACUUUGGACCUUGUUUUGUUUAGUUUUCCGUUUCUUUCCUUUUUGCAAUUAUCACAAAUGCCAACAGUGUAGUUGAUGCUGCAAAUGAUGACUUUGCCUGUGUCUCCUGACCGAUGUAGGAGGAGUUAAAACAGAAUAGCUCAACUCAGCCACGAUGCAGAGAAAGAAAAGUCUUUUUUGUGUAACAUCCAGUCACACAGUGGAGCUUUUUUCUCUCUCCUAGGUUUAUUCCUCACAUAUGCUUGUACUGAGUGAAUGUGUUUUUCGACUCUACCAUCUGUCGAGACAUCGAACAGCACUGUGGCUGUGACUGUGAGUGCAGUUCAGUUUAGACACUUGGUAAACAGCCAUUUAAAUUCAGAUCCUAAUGUUAAAAAUGUGUUUAGUUUGUGCAGGGCAUCUGAUAAAUAUGACAUCUUACCUUCAGUGAAAGUGAUUUUCUUUUCAGGUUUAAUUUUUAUCAGUCAUACUGUAGCGAUGCCCUUGACUGCAUUCAUCUGUGAACAAUAUUUUGGCUUUCAAACUACACGUUCGGAAUUGAGACUUUUGUGAGUUUUGUAGUAAAUGUUGGAAAAGUUGUUGUUAGAAAUUGACGUGCAGACAAAGCACUUUGUGAAGAUAGAGCUGGAUUGUGAGAUGUUUUUGUUUGAACAAUCAGAAUAUAUAUUUUAAACAUACAGCCCCGAGUGGAUUGGGCUGGAUUUAGAAAAGACAUAAGUUGAGUGUUGUGCUUUUGUUGCACUGUCUCCAGCUUCCCGCAGUGACUCAGCUGUGAAGGGUUGAAGGCUGCAGGAUAAUGAAUUUGUUCCACACUGAUGUCGAUGUGCAGGUGUUGUUGUGUCAGGGGAACUGAGAGGAUCUCUUAUCUAACAGCUUGUAUGUCUUAAGUAACUUCGCCAUUCACACUGAGUGAAAUAGAUGUUCCGUAUUAUUCUUAAUGAAACCCGAGCACCUUGUGUUUGUCAUUGUUUUGUAUUUACCUCAGUCAGCUUUACUCAUCACUCAAAAAAAAAACACUUUUGGGGCACUUUUGUAUUAUUAUUUUUCUCCUUUGUUAGCUUCUAGGAAGCUAUUGAGCUACAGUCGUCUAAAGGUUUGGUUUGUUUGUAGCAAUGAGGCAAAUUGUGAUUUGUAUAAUUUAUGUUUAAAUUAAAAAUCACUCUAAAACA